AGCAGGAUCUAGGUCCCAGGCCCCAAACCCGGGGCUGAAUGUGGGCCUUCUGCCCGCCUCACUGCUCAUCUCAGAGGCCCCAAAGCCCACUAAACACCGCGCUGCCCCCCAUCCCCUGGGACUGUGGCACCCACUUCUGGAGGCUCCGAGGUUCUCCGGGGAUUUCCCCUUCAGAAGUCACCUCAGAUAAGUAUUGCCCAUCUGAGCACCCAUUUUACAGAGCAGAAAACUGAGGCUCCUGGGAGCUCAGGAGCCUUGCCAAAGCCUAUAGGGGCUUUUCGGUCUCUGAGCCGGAACUCUGACAUCUCUAGAGCGGGGCCGAGGAAGGCGUGAGUCCUCGGGCCGUGGGGGAGGCCAGGGAUCCGAGGGCAGCUUGUGUGUAGGGGGCCAGGGAAUUGUCUGAGGGAGAGGAAGAAUAUCUCGGGGACUUCCGGCCCUUUAAGAGGUGGGAACUGCGACUGAACGGGCAGGGCCCCUGACCAAUGAUCGGUGUGCCGGGAGAUUCCGGGCCAAUCGGCGGGGGCAUGGGCGGGGCCUCGUUGAGACCCGGAAGCGGGCUCGGUUUGGCCCAAGCCAUGGCGGCGGCGGCCGCUAUCGGGGUCCAGGGGGACGCGGGAGACCCGGGCCGGGGUCGGAGCGCUCCCGGAGAGGUCAUCCACUUGAACGUGGGGGGCAAGAGGUUCAGCACCUCCCGUCAGACACUCACCUGGAUCCCGGACUCCUUCUUCUCCAGCCUCCUGAGCGGGAGGAUUUCUACGUUGAAGGAUGAGACCGGAGCGAUCUUUAUCGACAGGGACCCCACGAUCUUUGCCCCCAUCCUCAAUUUCCUGCGCACCAAGGAGCUGGAUCCUCGGGGUGUCAACGGCUCCCUUCUCCUGCAUGAAGCCCAGUUCUACGGGAUCACCCCUCUGGUCCGGCGCUUGCAGCUCCGGGAGGAACUGGACCGCUCGUCCUGUGGGAAUGUGCUUUUCAAUGGAUACCUGCCCCCACCAGUGUUCCCGGCGAAGCGGCGAAACCGGCACAGCCUGGCAGGUCCCCAGCUGUCCGGCGGCCGGCCGGCCCCCGUGCGCCGCAGCCACACCAUGCCCCCCAACUUGGGCAACGCGGGGCUGCUGGGGAGGCUGCUGGAGGACAAGGUGCCCACGCCGCCCUCAGGGACUCCGGAUGAGCCGGGCAUGGUGCGGCUGGUCUGCGGUCACCACAACUGGAUUGCCGUGGCCUACACGCAGUUCCUGGUGUGCUACAGGCUGAAGGAGACGUCCGGCUGGCAGCUGGUGUUCUCGAGCCCGAGGCUGGACUGGCCCAUUGAGCGCCUGGCACUGACCGCCCGCGUUCCUGGCGGUGCUCUGGGCGAGCAUGACAAGAUGGUGGCCGCGGCUACUGGCGGCGAGAUCCUGCUCUGGGCCCUGCAGGCCGACGGCAGCGGCAGCGAGAUCGGAGUCUUCCAGCUGGGGGUCCCCGUUGACUCUCUGUUCUUCGUGGGAAACCAGCUCAUUGCGACCAGCUCCACAGGCCGCAUCGGGGUCUGGAACGCCGUCACCAAGCACUGGCAGGUCCAGGAAGUCCAGCCUAUCACCAGCUACGACGCAGCUGGCUCCUUCCUGCUGCUUGGCUGUAAUAAUGGAGCCAUCUACUACUUAGAUGUGCAGAAGUUCCCCCUGCGGAUGAAGGACAAUGAUCUGCUAGUGAGUGAGCUGUACCGGGACCCUGCCCAGGAUGGCGUCACAGCCCUGAGCGUCUAUCUCACCCCCAAAACCAGUGACAGCGGUAACUGGCUGGAGAUCGCCUACGGCACCAGCUCAGGGGGGGUCCGUGUCAUCGUGCAGCACCCAGAGACGGUGGGCUCGGGGCCCCAGCUUUUCCAGACCUUCACUGUGCACCGCAGCCCUGUCACCAAGAUCAUGCUGUCGGAGAAGCACCUCAUCUCGGUCUGUGCCGACAACAACCAUGUGCGGACAUGGUCGGUGACCCGCUUUCGGGGCAUGAUCUCCACCCAGCCGGGCUCUACCCCGCUGGCCUCCUUCAAAAUCCUCGCCCUGGAGGCGGCGGACGGCCAUGGGGGCUGCAGUGCUGGCAAUGACAUUGGCCCAUACGGGGAGCGGGACGACCAGCAAGUUUUCAUCCAGAAGGUGGUGCCCACCUCCAGCCAGCUCUUUGUGCGGCUCUCAUCUACGGGGCAGCGGGUAUGCUCGGUACGCUCCGUGGACGGCUCUCCCACAACGGCUUUCACGGUCCACGAGUGCGAGGGUUCCCGGAGGCUGGGCUCACGGCCACGACGCUACCUCCUCACCGGCCACGCCAACGGCAGCCUCGCCAUGUGGGACCUCACCACGGCCAUGGACCGUCUGGGCCAGGCUCCAGAGGGAGGCCUGACCGAAGAGGAGCUGUUGGAGCAGCUGGAGCAGUGUGAGCUGGCCCCUCCUGGGCUGCGGAGCCUGACCCCCAGCCCCUCGCCCCGGACUUCCAUCUACAGUUCCCAGUCAGAGACAAGUAUAGACUCCAAUCCGAGUCACCAAGGGAGCCCAGGCCCCCCACAGCCAGAGAUGCGGAGGCGGGGGGCUGGUAGCUUUGUGGAACGGUGUCAGGAGCUAGCCCGGAGUGGGCCGGACCCCCGCUGGCCCCCCGCCCCCGCCCCCCGGCCUCGCCCAGGCUCUAGGAGACUCUGCUACCCCCCACCCCCCAUGUCCUUCUGAAUGCCCGGCCUUCCUAGGGGUGGACUCGUGAGGUGCCUUUGGACAGCAGUCCCCUGUCUGUCUGUUCUAUUUCCUCGCCUCCCCGGGGUCGGGGUGGGCUCCCUGUUACAGCCCUGCCAGAAGAAGCCAAAGUUGCCCCCCAUUUCUCCCUGCUCCUCACCAAUAAAGUGUUCCCCACUCUUGC
This is a messenger RNA of Antechinus flavipes (yellow-footed antechinus), 2877 nucleotides long. RefSeq names its product SH3KBP1 binding protein 1 (gene SHKBP1). Bases 483 to 2693 code for a protein of 736 amino acids. Gene Ontology annotation, biological process: protein homooligomerization. The record is from RefSeq and is a predicted model, not a curated record. Lineage: Eukaryota; Metazoa; Chordata; Mammalia; Dasyuromorphia; Dasyuridae. Gene Ontology annotation, molecular function: protein binding. The transcript is spliced from 18 exons.